AUGCCAAAGCUGAGCCUACAGUAUAAACAAACUAAUGCAUUGGUUGGACAAAAUCUUGAUCAAAACCUUUUGGCUCCUGAUGAGCAAAUGAAUAUAACAAGUCAAACUUCAUGGUGGACUUAUAUGAAGUUUGAUGUCAAUAAUAUCAGCUGCGGGCAGUGCGGCAGGAAUUUAAAUGGUGGAGUCCCGGCUCAUUGUUUUACAAGGCCUGUGGAAGCCUUUGAGAUUCUUCAAUCCCAAGCUGAGUUAAACACACCUGAUCUUGAUGAACGUUCAAGUGACUCUGCCACUAAAUAUCGGUGGGAUUCUAGGCAUGGGCAGGCUUGA
Molecule: messenger RNA, 327 nt
Organism: Melampsora larici-populina 98AG31
Lineage: Eukaryota; Fungi; Basidiomycota; Pucciniomycetes; Pucciniales; Melampsoraceae
Exons: 2
Coding region: 1-327 (108 amino acids)
Source: RefSeq, a predicted model, not a curated record